Molecule: messenger RNA, 2314 nt
Organism: Trichechus manatus latirostris (Florida manatee)
Lineage: Eukaryota; Metazoa; Chordata; Mammalia; Sirenia; Trichechidae
Gene: DUS2
Product: dihydrouridine synthase 2
Exons: 19
Coding region: 451-2016 (521 amino acids)
Biological process (GO): tRNA dihydrouridine synthesis
Cellular component (GO): cytoplasm
Molecular function (GO): tRNA binding; flavin adenine dinucleotide binding; tRNA dihydrouridine synthase activity
Source: RefSeq, a predicted model, not a curated record
UGGCGGACACGGCUCAGGAAGGUUUGCGGAACUGGCGAACCGUGAGGAGGGACGAUCCUUGUGGAGUUCAGUUGCGGCGAGACGCUUUUCACUCUCCACUGUUUUGUCACUGUUCAUGAUUUCUCAUUCUGAACCCACCACUCUUGAGGCCCACUCACCUCCACUGGCUUCCCAGUCAGAUAUCUAAAUAGUUUGAAUAGUAAGGGAAGGUCCUGCUACUACUGGUAUGUAGCUUGUCUCAUGUAGCCUUGUUCAGGCAGAAUGUUUUACUUGAAUUCUGAUGUUCAGAUUGGAAAAAAAACAAAACAAAACACAAAAAGAGAAACCCCUUCAUUCUUCUUGAAGGAACAGAUCAGAUAUAAAACAAAGAAUUGCUUUGCACCAAGCCAGCACGGAUACAGUGAAGGAAUUAUCAGAAAAGCAUAAUACAUAGGCUGUAGCAGAGGAGGAAUGAUUGUGAACAGCCUCUCACUGUGCUACCACAACAAACUCAUCUUAGCCCCCAUGGUUCGGGUAGGGACGCUUCCAAUGCGACUGCUGGCCCUGGAUUAUGGAGCGGACAUUGUUUACUGUGAGGAGCUGAUUGACCUCAAGAUGCUUCAGUGCAAGAGAGUUGUCAAUGAGGUGCUUAGCACAGUGGACUUUGUCGCCCCUGAUGACCGAGUCGUCUUCCGCACCUGUGCGAGAGAACAGAGCAGGGUUGUUUUCCAGUUGGGGACUUCAGAUGCAGAGCGAGCCCUUGCUGUGGCCAGGCUGGUAGAAAAUGAUGUAGCUGGUAUUGAUGUCAACAUGGGCUGUCCAAAAGAGUAUUCCACCAAGGGAGGAAUGGGAGCUGCUCUGCUGUCAGACCCUGACAAGAUCGAGAAGAUCCUCAGCACGCUUGUUAAAGGGACAUGCAGACCUGUGACCUGCAAGAUUCGCAUUCUGCCAUCGCUGGAGGACACCUUGAGCCUCGUGAAGCGGAUCGAGAGGACUGGCAUUGCUGCCAUCGCAGUUCAUGGGAGGAAACGAGAGGAGCGACCUCAGCACCCUGUCAGCUGCGAGGCCAUCAAAGCCAUUGCUGAAACCCUCUCCAUCCCUGUUAUAGCCAAUGGGGGCUCUCACGACCACAUCCAAGGCUAUUUGGACAUAGAGGACUUCCGACAAACCACGGCAGCCUCUUCAGUUAUGGUGGCCCGAGCAGCCAUGUGGAACCCAUCUAUCUUCCUCAAGGAGGGUCUACGGCCUCUGGAGGAAGUCAUGCAGAAGUACAUCAGAUACGCGGUGCAGUAUGGCAACCAUUACACCAACACCAAGUACUGCUUGUGCCAGAUGCUGCGAGAACAGCUGGAAUCACCCCAAGGAAGGUUGCUCCAUGCCGCCCAGUCUUCCCAGGAAAUUUGUGAGGCCUUUGGCCUUGGUGCCUUCUAUGAGGAGACCACGCGGGAGCUGGAUGCCCGGCGGGCCAAGCUUUUGGCCCGGACACCAGAGGAGGCAAGGGAGCCAGUUGAAGAUACCUCUGGUGUCGUUAAGAUGGCUGUCAAGUUUGACCGCAUCCCAAAGAAGGCAUUUCGAGGAAGAAGACAUUUCCUGAAAGCCCAGGCAGUGCUGUCAGGGCUGUGUGUGUUGUCCCAAGGGAGAGCAUACCCACCCCAGAUCACCCCCAAGAUGUGCCUGCUGGAGUGGUGCCGGAGGGAGAAGGUGGCACAGCCAGUGUAUGAGACGAUUCAACGCCCCCUAGAUCGUCUGUUCUGCUCUGUUGUUACUGUUGCUGAGCAAAAGUACCAGUCCACCUUGUGGGACAAGUCCAAAAAACUGGCAGAGCAGGCUGCGGCCAUCGUCUGUCUGCGGAGCCAGGGCCUCCCCGAGGGUCGGCUGGGUGAGGAGAGCCCCUGCCCGCGCAAGCGCAAGCGAGAGGGCCCUGACCAAGAUCCUGGAAGUCCCAGAGCUCAGGAGCCAGCACUGCUUGGGGAGCUGUGCAAGAAGCCCCUUCUGGCCUUGGGAAGUGGUGAAGAGAGCCUGCUGGAAGGCCGGUGACCACUGUCGCUGCCUGGUCACCUCCUCCAUGGGCCUGGCCCUAAGAUGACUCUGGGCACUGGAACAUGAACAGACACCAUUGGGCAAUUUGCUGGCCCUGCCUGGCAAGAGUUAGAGGUCUUGGGCCAUCAUCUUGGGGCACAGGCUAAGGGUUGCCCAGGAGUGGAUCCCAUCUCCCUUGGUGGGCCUAAGUGAUAGGACCAAGUUCUUAGCGUCCUCAGUAUUUUCUUUGAAAACAGGAGCUUUUCAGGUGGCACCUUCCCCUUGACAUCAGUAAAGUGCAAUAAAGAUGUUCCAC